This is a messenger RNA of Hyaena hyaena (striped hyena), 4808 nucleotides long. It is a transcript of the gene VWA3A, whose product is annotated as von Willebrand factor A domain containing 3A. Bases 248 to 3772 code for a protein of 1174 amino acids. The record is from RefSeq and is a predicted model, not a curated record. NCBI's taxonomy places the organism in Eukaryota, Metazoa, Chordata, Mammalia, Carnivora, Hyaenidae. The transcript is spliced from 34 exons.
UGGGGUGAGGGCGAUUUUUGGGCUUUUUUCCCCCCCUGUCCCUGCCCUCAGGCUAAAGUGGUGCAGUCUGUUACCUUGGAGAUCAGCUAACACUUCCUGGGCUGAUCGAGCUACACUGUGGAGUUGCUUGGAGGAGCUUAGAGGAAGUGGGAGCCAGGAAAAGCAGAGACCUCUCUUUCUCUCCCAAAGAUGGAAAAAUAAAUGGAGAAAUGCAGGCGAGGGAAAAUAAGCAUUGGAUGUUUUUAUAAUGGCUACACAUACUAGUCAUGUCUCCCAUGGUCAAGAUCAUACGUUUCUGGAAAACCACUGCAUGAGAAGAACCAAUGGCAGAAAUCCAAAGAAGCAGUUGGACCAGAAGGAUAUCUGUGGACUUGGCCAAAAUCCAGACAAUGGACUACUGGUUACACAUGUUAACCAGACACAGGACUUACUGAGGCUGCAGGGAGAUAAGACCCAACCUUCAGCUUGGGAGGACCCGGAAGACUGGCUUUCCACGCACAGUUUACAGUUUGAGAGGCUCACCUUGGCUGACCUGAUAAACCAGGGCACCACAGUGCUGGAGGAGGGCAGCAGUGUCAUGAGGAAAGUACACUUCUCCACCCAGAUCAUCCACCAAUUUGAAUCAAAGCUUUCUGGAGCUAUUGAACUCUAUCAACAGAGAAUCCAGUGGCUCGCAGAAAGCAGCAGGAAGGCAUUUGGCCUCAUCAAGGGAGCCAGAGUCGGCAUCAUCAUUGAUGUGUCUGCCAUUGGCAGUGGUCCUCAGAAAGAGGCAUUCCAAAACGACCUCCUGAGCCUCAUUGAUGAGCAGCUGAGCCACAAGGAGAAGCUGUAUGUCCUGUCCUUCGGCACCACCACCAGCGCCCUCUGGCCAGACCCCGUGGAAGUCAGCCCCUCCACUCUCCAGGAACUCAAGCUCUGGGUGAAGAAGCUCCAGCCUGAUGAGGGUGGCAAUCUGCUACAAGCUCUGAGGAAAAUCUUCACUCUGAAGGGGCUGAAUUCUCUGGUGACCAUAAUGGGCAGCUGCCCAGAUCAGCCUUCUGAAAUUCUGUCCGACUACAUCCAACAGUCCACCAUGGGACGGGACCUCAUCACCCACUUCAUCACCUACAAAUGCAGCAAUCAGGUGCCCCCUGCUGUCCUAAAGAACCUUGCAGAAGCUCUUGGAGGCUACUACCACUGCUACAGCACAGAGACCGAGGUCUGUACCAGCUGGGACAUGGACCAGAUCCUGGCAGAAAUCCAGAAGGCCCAGAGCCUCCUGAGCCACAUCCAAGCCUUGCACAACAGGACCCCUUGUGAGGAGCUAACGGGCAUGAUGACGGAGAUUUCCACAGAGAUUGCAAAAGGGCCACUCACAGGUCUCUUGCGUAAACCCCCAAAGCAUGAGGGUCCCCUCACAAUUGAGUUCCCAAACUUGGACAAGACUUCUGCAGAAUGGCUAAAGAUCAAUGGCCUAAAAGCCAAAAAGCUAAGCCUUUAUCAGGUUCUGGCACCCAACGCAUUUUCUCCCGUGGAGGAAUUUGUGCCUAUUCUCCAGAAAACUGUGUCUUCAUCUAUCUAUGAGAAGGCAAUGGUACAAUUUGAAUGGCAUGACGGGACAGUAAAGAAUGUUCAUGUGGACCUGCCCUUCCUCUAUGAGUACCAGAAACAGCUCAGCAGAGCUAUGCGAAUGUAUGAGAGGCGGAUCGAGUGGCUCUCCUUGGCCAGCAGAAGAAUCUGGGGCACCGUCUGCGAAAAAAGGGUGGUUAUACUGCUGGAUAUCUCUGUGACCAAUUCCAUGUACAUUAUUCAUAUCCAGCACUCCCUGCGGCUUCUGCUGGAGGAGCAAUUGUCCAACAAAGACUGCUUCAACCUCAUCGCGUUUGGAAGCACAAUAGAAAGCUGGAGGCCGGAGAUGGCUGCCGUGAACCACGAAAACUUACAGAGUGCCUGGCGGUGGGCCCUGACUCUGCAGUGUCAGGGCAGCAGGAAUGUCCUUGGCGCCCUGCGGAAGGCUGUGGAAGUGGAUUUCAAGGACAAAGACAAACACCAAUCACAGGGCAUCUAUCUCUUCACGGGGGGCAUCCCUGACCAGGAAGUGCCCAUGCUCAGCGCCUACAUGGCUGAGGCCUGUGGGGGCUGCAACCUCCAGCUGAACGUGUGUCUCUUCUACGUGGGCGAGCCCCAGAUGGACAGCACGCCCCCUGCCUGCUAUGCCAGCCGCAGCGACACGGCCGCCGCCUACCGGGAGGUCACCCGGGCCACCGCUGGGCGCUUCCACUGGUUUGGAGACACAGGUAUUUAUGAAAGCGAUGACAUCAAUGCCAUCGUGUCUGAGAUGGAAAAGGCUCUCAACUAUUCCCAAAAGUGUGCCUUGCUGGUGUCCUCCCUGAAGAACCAGUCUGGAAAAGAACUGAAAAGCUCAGCCCUCUUGAAAGAAAAUCCAAAGGUGUUCAAGCAAAGAAGUCAGCCCAGGAAACUCUGUUCUUUCAAGCCCACAGCUCCCUCAGUGGCCAGAAUGAGCCUUAAAGACGACCAUGACAGAGAGAAGAGCUCCCCCUUGGAAGCUCUGACACGGCGGCCACUCAGUGACAAAGCAGGCAUCCCAGCAGCUUCAGCUCAGCCAGUGAAAGAAGGGACAGCUGGGAGGAAGGAACAGAGGAAGAAGACCAAAUGGAGGGAGGCAGAGACAUCUCUCUCACUGUUUUAUAUGGAGACAGGGAAUAAUGUGGGCUCAGUCUACAAGAAAUACCCUCAAGGAAGGAAGAUACAAAGGGUUAGCUCUUCUAUCCAGUUGCCCAGGAAGGAUGCAGUUUGCUCAAGCCAAGAGUGGGUAGCAAAUUAUGGGCUAAAAAAACUGAGGAUGGAAAUCUCCAGAUACAUCGGUCCCAGAUGCACUCAUCAGAAGUCAGUCCAGGGGCUGGCGUCAGCCAAAUACUGCAACAUCCUGCCCAGCAUAGAGAUCAAUGGGGUAGUGAGACAUAUCCAGUGGACACCCAGGGAAAUGGAAGCAUACAUCACAUGUCUGGAGAAGGUGAUGAGGCGCUACGUCCAGAGGCUGCAGUGGCUGCUGUCUGGGAGCCGCCGAUUAUUUGGCACCAUUUUGGAGAGCAAAGUGUGCAUCCUGGUGGACACGUCGGGAUCUGUGGGCCCUUACCUGCAGCAGGUGAAGAUGGAGCUGAUUCUGCUGAUUUGGGAGCAGCUGCGGAAGCACUGUGACAGGUUUAACCUGCUCAGCUUUGCGGAGGACCUACGGCUGUGGCGGGACACUCUGGUGGAGACCACAGACACAGCCUGUCACGAGGCUAUGCAGUGGGUAACCCACCUGAGCGCUCGGGGGAGCACCUCAGUCUUGCAAGCAUUACUGAAAGCCUUCAGUUUUCACGAUGUGGAAGGAUUGUACCUCCUGACUGAUGGGAAGCCAGAUACAAGCUGCAGCCUUAUUUUAAAUGAAGUCCAAAGACUCAAGGAGGAAAGAGAUCUGAAACUGCAUACCAUUUCCCUGAACUGCUCAGGCAGGGCUGCGGUUGACUUCCUGAGAAAUCUAGCCUCCCUCACCAGGGCCCGCUAUCACUGCCCCGUUGAUGAGGACACACUCUUCAAAAUCCACCGCCUGCUGACCAAGGGCUUCAUGGAUGAAAGGGAUCCCAUAUUGCCACUAUUUGAAGGAGAUGAUUUGAGGAGAUUGGCCCAGGAGAUUGUCAAGGCCAGAAGCUUCCUAUGGAAGGCCCAGUCCUUCAGGUCCCAACUCCAGAAGAAAAACAACACAGAACCAGAUGUCACUCUUUUCUAGAGAAAGUUCUCAGGGAAGAGGAGGAGAUGGGCUCUCCAUCGUGAAACAUGAUCCCAGGCAGCAGGGCUCUCUGGAAGCUGAAGGAGGGAAGACUCUGCCAUCUCGGGUCCACUCUGAUGUUCCUGCCCUGUCCUCCACCACACCCUACACCCCAGCCACAAAAUUAUCACUGACUGGGAAGCCCUGCACCAAGCCCUGCCUGGAAACGCCCUUCCUACCACCCUCUGCCUGGUGACUCCUGCUCAACCACCAAGGCACAACUCAUGUGGCAUCAUCUCCACCGUGAAGAUGUCCCUGGGACCCACAAGAGCUGGGAGCCUCCAGCCUUCCUCCCACCGCAUCCUGACCAAACAUCUCUUUUCAUAGCAGUGGCAUUUAGCACUUAUGAUGCUUAGCACUCCAUGCCAUGCUUCCUCACUCCCUUUGCCAACUCUUUUUCUUGACUGUGAACUCCCCCAGGAUGAGGCUGGUGUCCUAACCAUCCCUAGGUCCCCAGAACCUGCCUUGGGGACAGACGUAGAAAACUGUGAGCAAGCACCCAGCUUAGCUGUGGGAGCCCAGCUCUGGAAACCAGCCAGAGGGUGUUAUUUCUGCCCUGGUCCCUUUAUUCUCUGCUUCCCAACACCCUGGUCCAGGGGGCUGAUGCAGAUUCACCGGCAGCCCAUCUCAGGAGAAGAAACAAGUGAGCCCCCUACCUGUUUAACCAAACUGAAUCAGAUCUGGUCUGGAGCUGAGUCCAGAGAGAGUGCUCUGUUCAAGCAGGUGAAAACUGGGUUGUGUCCACUGGGCCCAGCCCUGCUGUGUACAUAUGAAAUGAAUAUCUCACAUAUUAUGUGGUCGGGAGUGAUUUCCUGAGAUGAAAAAAAAUUGCUUUUAUUUAAUUCAAUAGAAUCAAAACGACUUUUAAGCUGAAGUGGUGAUUUGUUUGUGUGUGUAUAAAUUUUUGGUGAUAUAAAAUGUUAGUAAAAGACUCAUGCAGGGGCACCUGGUAGCUCAGUCAGUUGAGCGUCCAACUUCAGCUUAGAUCAUGAUUUCA